Messenger RNA from Suillus discolor, 687 nucleotides. RefSeq lists its product as uncharacterized. Gene Ontology annotation, cellular component: nucleus. The record is from RefSeq and is a predicted model, not a curated record. NCBI's taxonomy places the organism in Eukaryota, Fungi, Basidiomycota, Agaricomycetes, Boletales, Suillaceae. Bases 168 to 554 code for a protein of 128 amino acids. The transcript has 6 exons. Gene Ontology annotation, molecular function: RNA polymerase II transcription regulatory region sequence-specific DNA binding.
UGUCAAGGUGGAUGGAUCGCAAGUGAGUCAACGUCUUCGUGUUGAGACAAUGAUUUGACACCUGUUCAUCUUUAGCUGUUGCGCAAUCCCUACGUGAUAUUGACCUCAUAUUCAUAGAAGAUUCCUUCGAGCGAUUACUUCUUGAUUACGACCGUGUCUUCUCAGCUAUGGGUAUCCCAGCGUCAUGUCUCUGGCGCCGAACGGGUGAGAUCUAUAAAGGAAACCGUGAGUUUUCAGAACUCAGGCGUCGAUGGAUACAUGAUGCGAGACGUAAGCUGCCCCUUUGUAUCUACGAGCUUAUGGCAGAAGAGUCGGCAGUCAAUUACUGGGAGAAACACGACCAUGUUGCUUUUGACUCUUCUCAAAAGGCCGUGCUCACUUCUUGCGUGCUACGUUAUAAACUCCUCAUCAAUACGCAGUCGCAAUCGCAAUCGCCGAAAAAGGAGGAUGUUCCCAAUGAGGAAGGUUUCAUAAACUGUUGCUUCUCAUUCACAAUCAGGCGGGAUAAGUGGGGCAUACCGAGUAUGAUCGUUGGAAAUUUCAUCAAGUGCUGACAAGAAUACUGGAGGUUGGAGGUUGUUGUGUAGAGAAGUAACGAGUUUAUCUUUUUCUUCCGCUCUCCAAGCUUCAGAACUUGUCUCCUGCAGAUGUGCUUUCAAAUGCGCAGCAGGAAAUAAGAAGAGGGAG